This is a messenger RNA of Aspergillus fijiensis CBS 313.89, 2982 nucleotides long. RefSeq names its product MFS transporter/fungal specific transcription factor domain-containing protein. Gene Ontology annotation, biological process: transmembrane transport; DNA-templated transcription. Gene Ontology annotation, molecular function: zinc ion binding; DNA binding; transmembrane transporter activity. NCBI's taxonomy places the organism in Eukaryota, Fungi, Ascomycota, Eurotiomycetes, Eurotiales, Aspergillaceae. The transcript is spliced from 11 exons. The coding region runs from base 1 to 2982 and encodes 993 amino acids. The record is from RefSeq and is a predicted model, not a curated record. Gene Ontology annotation, cellular component: membrane.
AUGAAGCCCGGCGAGAAUGAGGUCUACAUUGACCAUGAAGCCGAGAAAUCAGUUGUGCGGAAGGUGGAUCUGUUUGUGUUGCCCUUGCUAUGUCUGAGCAACCUGGCCAAUGCCAAAACCGACGGACUCGACGAGGAUAUUCAUCUCAAGGGGAAUGAUUAUUCGCUGCUCGUGCUCCUCUUCUACAUCCCCUUUGGGCUUUUCGACCUGCCAUGGAAUCUCCUCCUCAAGCGCUACUCCGGUCGCAUCACGCUGUCGUUUAUGACCGUCGUAUGGGGAAUCCUAGCUCUGUGUCAAUGUGCCGUGAAGAGCUUCGGCAGCAUGAUCGCUGUGCGGAUGAUCUUGGGUGUCUUUGAAGCAGGCUUCUUCGCUGGUGCAACCUUCUACCUAACUCUGUUCUACACCCGCGACCAGAUGGGCUUCCGUCUGGCCAUCAUUCAAUGUUUUGCCGUACUUGCUUCGGCAUUCAGCGGACUCAUCUCGUUCGGGGUGUUUCAGAUCAACGACCCCGCCGUCAAAGGGUGGCAGUGGCUGUUCAUCAUUGAAGGCAGCAUGACUUUUUUGACGGGUAUUCUCUCGUUCUUCUUGCUGCCUGACGGACCUCAAAAAGCCUGGUUCUUGUCGGAGCGAGAACGAGCAGCUGCAACUGCCCGAAUCCUACGCGACACCUCGGCUGAGGUUGAGACGGGCUUGAAUCUCAAGACUGCGUUCCAGAUGUUCUCGGACUGGAAAUUCCUGGUCUGGUGUGUGAUCUCCUUCACGUAUCCGGUAGCUUAUGCGACAGCCAUGAACUUCUUUCCUUUGAUCGUCGGACGCCUCGGCUAUUCGACAGUCAAGACCAACCUCUGGACAGUCGCCCCGAAUCUAGUAGGCGCCGUCGUGCUUCUCUGCGUCGCAUGGUCAUCCGACUACUUUCGCGAGCGAGGAUUCCACACGGUCUUCUCAUUGGUCCUGUCGCUGAUUGGGAUGGUCGUUCUGGCGACCAUCGACGUGCUAGACAACAAAGGUGUGGCGUACUUUGCCUGCUUCCUUAUGGCAGCCGGGGCCUACAUCCCCUCGUGUCUGGUCCAUGCCUGGCACAACAACAAUAACGUGCACGAAAGCUCCCGCGCAGCCAAUACAGGCUUCUUGGUUGGGUUGGGAAAUCUGGCCGGAGUGCUGAGUGCAGCAACUUUCCGCACAGAAUAUGCACCUAAAUAUACCCCUACUCUCGUAGCGACAUGUUGCUGUAACGGGGUGGCCAUUGUGGUGAUAACUGCCUUAAGCGUGUAUUUCAGACUUGAGAAUCGGCGACGAGACCGAAGCCAAGGCUCCCACGUCUGCCACUGGCCCGACUGCGGCAAAAGUUUCACGCGUGCUGAACAUCUGCGACGCCAUGCUUUGAACCACGAGCAAGCCCGUCAGGGCUACGUCUGCGAGCGAUGCUCGGUGCAUUUCCACCGCCCAGAUCUUCUCAGUCGCCAUCUCCUCCGCCAUGCCAAGCGGGAUGAAGAAGCUGGAGGACCGGGGCUGGGAGUGCUGGAGACGCGCAAGAGGACGCGCCGGGCUGAUAAUGGUAAUAUCGUUGUCCGACCGCCGAAGCGACAGUCUCGGGGCAGCGCUCCUAGAAACAAUAUGCCCGAGUGCUCUGCUUCGGAGUCCGUCGCUUCGAUGGAGCUCUCUCACGAGUCGGACCCAAUCCCCGGGGCGCCUGUAUCACCGCCUCGCUCGACGAGUGAUCCGACAACGCUGUCCUUGGAUGAUACAGAUCCGCUGCUAGCGCCCAUGCUUCCCAAUGGACCCUUCGAGCCGUACGUUGAGCCUAUACCGGGACAGUUCGAUGCAGCCGAUGGAUCUUGGAGCUUUGACCAAGGGUCGAUCGAGGAUUUCUUCAAUCUCGAUACAGCGACCGACUUCAACAUGCCGUUUGCCGCGACGAACAACUACAACUGGCUGUUUGAUGUGGCUUCUCUGGACGACGCUUUCCCUCCCCUCGAUAUACCGCUAGAACCAGACUUGCUGGCCUGGACCGUUCCAGACCCUGAUCCAUCGGCCGUUCUGCUGCAGGCAGCCUCGUUUGUCGAGCGCAGCCCGGAUACCUCCCUUGACUGGCUGUGUGGACUGGACACAACCACAGACAACCCUUCAGCACUUCAGCUCCCAUGUCUCUCAGAUGAGGCGCGUCAAGGUCUACUCGACUUGGUGGCUCGUAAUCCGCCGUCGGGAUUGGAUGGCAAGCCCACGCCCCUCGACUCAGCCCUGCUCUCUCUGUCAGCGCUCCAGCAGUACUGCGAUCUCUUCUUUACGCGGUUCAAUGCGACCUAUCCACUGAUCCACGCGCCCACCUUCGAUCCCAACACAGUUGACCCCAUUCUCCUGGGCGCGAUCCUCUCCAUGGGCGCCACCUACAGCAGCCGCGAGGCUCACCAGCUGGCCGUGGGGAUCCAUGAUUUCUUGCGACCCCAGCUCUUCUGCCAUCUCGAUUUCUCACCGCAACCGCCCUUAUGGAUUCUGCAAGCGAUGUUGUUGAUCGACUGCUUCGGCAAAAUGCGGGCAGGCCCCAAGCAACGCGAACGAGCGCAGCUCUUCCACUGCGUGCUGAUUAAGCUCAUUCGGCGCAGCACCUGCUGCACGAUCCGCUCGACCGCGUCCCCCGCGUUAUCCGACGAGGACCUCGUGAACAGCUGGCACCAAGCCAUGGAGGCGGAACAGCGGAAGCGACUAGCCAUGCAUUGCUUUAUGUGGGAUGUGCAGCAUGCGGUCCUCUUCUCGCAAUCACUUUGCAUGUCCGCUUUCGAGAUCCGUGCCGCUUUACCCUGCGCGUCGGCGCUCUGGAACGCUCCGACCGCAGAAGCCUGGGCUAGAAGCUUUGCCUCGAGCCCCGACUCCGAGCCCUUGUUUCUGACCGUCUUGAAAGGCUAUAUCACGCCCGCCGCGGUUCCGCGACCGCGACAAUUGAAUCCGCUCGCGCGACUGAUUUUGAUGCGGAUGGACUGGCGAUGA